CAAAUUAUUACCUCUAGCAAUGGGUAUGCCGCCCAAUCACCACCACGUUAAUGGCACCCUCCACCACCCCACACCGCCACCCUUCUAACCUCCCUACCAUCCGCACCUCCGUCUCCUGGCUCCUCCUUUCCUUGUUCUUCGUCUACAUCCUCUACUAUUCCACCGUCCUCUUCGAACCCGCCCCCACCGCCACCAACUCCGGCAACCACUUCUCAACCACCGAAAACCUCAAAAGCAACACCACCACAUCUGAAUCUGUACUCCGGUUUGACACCGAACUCAAACACAUCGCGUUCGGCAUCGCCGCAUCUUCCCGGUUAUGGCGGUCCCGGAAAGAGUACCUCAAGCUAUGGUGGCGGCGGGGGGAGACCAGAGGGGUUGUUUGGCUAGACAAACGUGUAAAAACCACAGAAAACGAAAACCUACCGGACAUCCACAUCUCCGGCGACACCUCAAAGUUUCCGUACACAAACCCAGAUGGUUUCAGAUCCGCGAUACGUAUUUCCAGAGUGGUGUCGGAGACGCUCCGGUUGGGUAUGGAGAAUGUACGGUGGUUUGUGAUGGGAGACGACGACACUGUAUUCGUCGUUGAAAACUUAGUGAGAAUUUUAUCUAAAUACGACCAUAAUCAAUUUUAUUACAUCGGAACGACGUCAGAAAGUCAUUUCCAAAACAUAUUGUUUUCAUAUGGGAUGGCGUAUGGCGGCGGUGGGUUCGCCAUCAGCUACCCAUUGGCGGUGGAGUUAGAAAAGAUGCAGGACAGGUGUCUACAAAGAUACCCUGGGUACUACGGGAGUGACGACAGAAUGCACGCGUGUAUGGCUGAACUAAAUAUCCCACUCACAAAAGAACCCGGAUUCCACCAGUAUGAUGUGCAUGGGAAUCUGUUAGGUCUAUUAUCAGCGCACCCAGUAACACCAUUAGUCUCACUCCACCACCUCGAUUUUGUUGACCCGAUAUUCCCGGGAAUGCCGAGAUCCCUAGGAAUCAAACAUUUACUGGAAUCAGCAAAAUUCGAUUCCGCUAGUGUCAUACAGCAAUCCAUUUGCUAUGAGAAGAAAAGGGAAUGGUCGAUUCUGGUGUCAUGGGGUUUUGCAGUUCAAAUUGUAAGGGGGAUUCUAUCACCUAGAGAGCUUGAAACACCUACUCGCACGUUUCUAAAUUGGCACAAAAAGCUUGAUUAUACAGCUUAUGCGUUCAAUACUAGGCCAUUUGCAAGGAACCCAUGUCAGAAGCCUUUUGUGUAUUACAUGAGUUCAACGAGGUAUGAUAAAGAAAGGGGGAGAAUAAUUGGGAUUUAUACUCUUCAUAAAGAGCGUUACCCUUUUUGUAAAUGGAAAAUGGAAUCCCCUGAAACGAUUGAUACUAUUGUGGUGUUAAAGAAGGAAGAUAGUCUUCGUUGGACAAGGGCACCAAGAAAGGAUUGCUGUAGAGUCUUGCCAGCUAAUAAGAAAGGGAUUUUAUAUUUGUGGGUUGGUAAUUGUCAUGAAAAUGAGGUUGUUGAGUUGUAGACUAUUUACAAAGGAUGCCCUAGUUUUCUAGAAACAUAUUCAUCAUCAGACUAUGAAAAGAAAUAUUGAUUGAUCAAUGUAGGAAUAUUUUAGAAAAUUUAUCUUUCUCAUUUGGUGUGUAAACUUUAGAUCAAACUUUUUGUAUUAUACCUACG
Molecule: messenger RNA, 1666 nt
Organism: Lactuca virosa
Lineage: Eukaryota; Viridiplantae; Streptophyta; Magnoliopsida; Asterales; Asteraceae
Source: the annotation of a GenBank genome assembly